CUCCUCGUUUUGUCUCAGUCCAGCUGCUUGUGUCACGUGUCUGUCGGCUUCAGCACGAGGCUAAAGUGGUCGCACACUGGAUUUUCGCUUUCCUUGGAGAUAUUUGUGGGGUCGCGUCUCCAAAAGAAGAUGUACAAGCUGUGAGUCCUACUGUUUGUCUCUGUCACCUUAUUCUGGAGCUGCCCAAGGAUUCCUGCUGCCCUUUAUUCUACUCAUACGUCACUCUCCUCUGCUCUUACGUCACUGACUGUCCCACACUGACCUCAUCAACAUGGCCGGUUUAAACGAUCCCUACAUUGAAAUAUUUGAACAACCUCGACAGAGAGGGAUGAGAUACAGAUACAAAUGUGAAGGACGAUCCGCUGGGAGUAUUCUUGGUGAGCAGCUGAGAACAACAGGACAUACCCAUCCAUCAAGAUUAUGAAUUAUACUGGAAAGGGAUAGUAGGAUCACGCUUGUUACAAAAAAUGAACCCCACAAACCUCACCCCCAUGACUUGGUUGGCAAGGAUUGCCGGGAUGGAUAUUAUGAAUUAGAAUUUGGUUCAGAUCGCACAGUUUUGUGUUUUCAGAACUUGGGUAUUCAAUGUGUUCGUCGAAGAGAAGUCCGAGAGGCGAUCCAUGCACGAAUAUUCGCAAAUGAACCUUUCGGUGUGAGAGAAGAACAGCUGCUCACCAUUGAAGAUUACGACCUAAAUGUUGUGCGUCUGUGCCUCCAAGUCUUUCUUCCUGAUGAACAUGGCAACUACACCAGGGCUCUAACACCUGUUGUAUCCAACCCAAUAUACGAUAACCGGGCUCCCAACACCGCUGAGCUGAGGAUAUGCCGUGUCAACAAGAACUGUGGAAGUGUAAAUGGUGGAGAUGAAAUAUUCCUUCUGUGCGAUAAAGUUCAGAAAGAUGACAUAGAAGUCAGGUUUUUUACAGACAACUGGGAAGCCAAAGGGACAUUUGGACAAGCCGAUGUGCACCGUCAGGUAGCCAUUGUAUUCAAAACGCCCCCAUUUCUUCGAUCCAUCGCUGAUGCUGUGACAGUAAAAAUGCAACUUCGAAGGCCUUCUGACCAGGAGGUCAGUGAACCUAUGGAUUUUAGAUACCUACCUGACCCAGAAGACCCACAUGGAAACAAGUUCAAAAAGCAGAAGACCUCAGAAGUGAUGCAGAAGUUCAAAUUUGAAAUACAAGAGAGACGUGAACCAAUUCCUGGAAAAUUCAAUGUAAAUCCAAUUAAGAGAGAACAUUUUGCAACUUCAUCAGGGUGUGGACAACGUUUCCAUACAAUGCAGCCCACAACAAGGCCACCUAAUGUUGUUUAUAAUGACUGCACCUCAAACUUCAGCUCAAGUCUUUCUCAACUGGCUGUUUUGAACCCUCACGUGCAGACUAACAUGCACAGCACCAACAGCAGCGCCAUUAAUAAUAUCAUGGAAAGUUUGAGGGCAGUUCCAUCACAUCCAAACACUUACAAACUCCCAUUCAAUGAGCCCAAUCAGUCAAGACCUGAUGUAGCCACCAGCAACAGCAGCAAUAUGUUCAGACAGCCGUAUUUCAAUUUUAAUGUAGCCAGUAGCAGUGGGCAGGUUUCCAAUUGCCCUAGUGCCCCAUGUGACAUGAAUUUAUAUACAUCACCUGCAAAUCCUAUGGAUAUAGCGAGAUGGGUCAAUGACAACCAGUACAGUAAAUGCUCCCAGUAUCUCAAGUUUAUCGUGUAUGGUGUUCAGGCCAAUAGUAUGUUUAAUACACCAUUUAGUUACCACCCAGCAAUAAAUGAGCCAAGGCUACCAGACGCCAAUGUUGUGGCUCCGCACAGAACAUCUAUGGGCCAUGAAAUCUACUCAGACAUUGUACAAAGCGAUGACCAUUAUAUCAGUGUGGAAUCCGAACUUGAAAGCAUAUUGCAGAACUUUGGAAGUUCAAGUGAAAUGUUACAUGACUAGCGAUUGCUCACAAUCUGGCCUUUUAGUGCUAACUGUCACCUCCUUGAUAUGGGCCCAUAUUUGCUGUUUGGGUCAUUGAUACAGGGCCCCAAGUUUACCCUGAAGUCCAUAAUGCAGGGGCAGCAUUGUUGCAAAUUAUCAUGUGAGUAAUAGACUAUAAAUGUAACUGUAUCAUCUGCUGAUGAUCAUAAGGACCUUUUGUACUGUUUUUAAGUACC
This is a messenger RNA of Xenopus laevis (African clawed frog), 2154 nucleotides long. RefSeq names its product v-rel avian reticuloendotheliosis viral oncogene homolog S homeolog (gene rel.S). Gene Ontology annotation, cellular component: nucleus; cytoplasm. Gene Ontology annotation, molecular function: RNA polymerase II cis-regulatory region sequence-specific DNA binding; DNA-binding transcription factor activity, RNA polymerase II-specific; DNA binding. Gene Ontology annotation, biological process: positive regulation of transcription by RNA polymerase II; canonical NF-kappaB signal transduction; regulation of DNA-templated transcription. The record is from RefSeq and is marked provisional. NCBI's taxonomy places the organism in Eukaryota, Metazoa, Chordata, Amphibia, Anura, Pipidae.